Molecule: messenger RNA, 525 nt
Organism: Cladophialophora psammophila CBS 110553
Lineage: Eukaryota; Fungi; Ascomycota; Eurotiomycetes; Chaetothyriales; Herpotrichiellaceae
Product: peptidyl-prolyl cis-trans isomerase-like 3
Exons: 2
Coding region: 1-525 (174 amino acids)
Biological process (GO): protein peptidyl-prolyl isomerization; protein folding
Cellular component (GO): catalytic step 2 spliceosome
Molecular function (GO): peptidyl-prolyl cis-trans isomerase activity
Source: RefSeq, a predicted model, not a curated record
AUGUCUGUCACGCUCCAUACUACCCAGGGUGAUUUGAAGGUCGAAAUCUUCUGCGAAGCUGUGCCGAAAACGGCGGAGAAUUUCCUCGCAUUAUGCGCGUCCGGGGCCUACGAAGGCACCCCCUUCCACAGACUGAUACCCGAUUUCAUGGUCCAAGGCGGUGAUACAUCUUUGUCCCCACGAAAUGCGACCGCAGAGAAACCCGUUGUGAAGGGCGGGGAAUCAAUAUGGGGCGGGUACUUCGAAGAUGAGAUCAAAGUGCCUGCGUUGAGACAUAGCGGGCGAGGUAUGGUAUCGAUGGCAAACAAAGGGCCUGGCACCAAUGGAAGCCAAUUUUUUGUUACGUUCAAAGAUGCGGCUCAUUUAGAUGGCAAGAAUACAGUUUUCGGAAGGGUCAUUGACGGAGCGGAAGAAGGUGGCACGCUGGACAAGAUGGAGGCCGUGGAGGUGGACAAAAAAUACCGGCCCAAGGAGAAGAUCAUUCUGGAGAAGGUGACGAUCCAUGCCAAUCCUUUGGCACGUUGA